Molecule: messenger RNA, 2989 nt
Organism: Betta splendens (Siamese fighting fish)
Lineage: Eukaryota; Metazoa; Chordata; Actinopteri; Anabantiformes; Osphronemidae
Product: extracellular calcium-sensing receptor-like
Exons: 7
Coding region: 1-2259 (752 amino acids)
Biological process (GO): G protein-coupled receptor signaling pathway
Cellular component (GO): membrane
Molecular function (GO): G protein-coupled receptor activity
Source: RefSeq, a predicted model, not a curated record
AUGAAUGAAGAUCAGGGGGAAAACACCACCCUCCCACGGCUGGUGGUGGGAGAAGUACGGUGGGACUUGGAGAUACGGGUGAGGACGUUCCGCCACACGCAGCUGGUGCUGGCAGGGGUGCCGGACCAGUGCCUGUACGUGCCCGGGUGCCUGAGACGGCAGGUGCUGAAGUGGGGGCAUGCCUCGUGGCUGGCGUACCACCCAGGCGUGUCACAGACGCUCGCCAUGACAGCUUUCACCUGUGACUACUUUGGCAAUACUAAGAUGCCUAGUUUAUUUAAAGAGGGAGACAUCAUGUUGGGAGGAAUUUUUCCUGUUUAUUUUAAAGAAGUUAUCAACAUUUCCACAUAUGAGACAAAGCCACCUGACAGUGUAGUAUGUGAAGGAAGUGCUUUACAGGCUGCUCUAGCCCUGGCUAGUGGAUUAGAAGACCUCAGCUCCAUUUCACAUUGUCCUCCAGCUGUUUCUGCCCUGAUAGCAGAGUCAGGAUCAUCUCAGUCUAUAGCUGUGGCUGGAACUCUUGGACCUUUUCAACUGCCCAUAGUGAGUUACUUCUCUGCAUGUGCCUGUCUCAGUGACAGAGUCAAAUAUCCUACCUUUUUUCGAACAGUCUCCAGUGACUCUUUCCAGGCAAAAGCUUUGGCAGCACUAAUGAGGCAUUUUGACUGGCAGUGGAUCGGAAUCAUACAGUCAGACAAUGACUACGGCCAGAAUGGGAUACAUGGGUUCACUGAAGAAGUUAAAAAGUUCGGGGUCUGUAUUGCAUUUGUUGCUAAGUUUCUCCGUACAUAUUCUUUGGAGAAAACUUUGAAUGUUGUGGAAAUUAUCAAACAGUCAACUGUCAAAGUCAUUCUGGCUUAUGUUCCUGAGGGUGACUUCUAUUAUUUGAUGACGGAGAUAGUGAAGCAGAACAUAACAGGGAUUCAGUGGCUUUCGAGUGAUGCCUGGAUAACAGCAGCUCGACCUUCUACACCAGAAAUGUACCAGGCAUUUGGUGGAGCUCUAGGGUUUGUAGGUCGGAAGAUGGCUAUUCCAACACUAAAACCAUUUCUCACAAACAUUAGUCCAUAUAAGGAUCCAAGUGCUUUUGUGAGGGAUUUCUGGGAGAUUAUGGUUACGGAACAGUUACGAAGAGUACAUUUUAUGAAUCAGUUUGGAGAUAAUGUCUUCUUUGAUGAGAAUGGUAACCCACCAGCCUAUUAUGACCUGAUUAACUGGCAGCUGACCAAUGGGCAGGUUCCAACAUCCUUGUGCUCCAGUGUUUGUCCAACAGGAACUAGAAAAGCUCAAAUUAAAGGAAGACCCACCUGUUGUUUUGACUGUGUCCCAUGUGAUGAUGGAACAAUAACUAAUUCAACAGCAGAGUGCUCCCCCUGUCCACAGGAAUACUGGUCUAAUGACAGAAAGGAUACGUGUAUUCCUAAAACCACUGAGUUCCUGACAUACCAGGAGCCCAUAGGAAUAGCAGUCACAGUGGUUUCUCUAGUAGGAUCUGGUUUGUCACUGGCCACAUUGAUGGUUUAUAUCCGCUACAGAGAAACUCCUGUGAUUAAGGCCAGCAACUCUGAGCUGAGCUGUUUCCUGUUGUUCUCUCUCUUGCUGUGUUUUCUCAGUCCUCUCACUUUCAUUGGCAGACCUACGGUCUGGACAUGCAUGCUACGCCACACAGCGUUUGGCGUGACCUUUGCCCUUUGUAUUUCCAGUGUCUUGGGAAAAACUAUUGUUGUUGUCACAGCUUUCAAAGCCACAUUUCCAGGCAACAACGCAGCAACAAAGUUUGGUCCCUCACAGCAAAGGAUCAUCGUUUGCUCCUGCACUGUGAUCCAGAUAAUCAUCUGUGUAUUGUGGCUUAGACUGAACCCACCUUUCCCAGACAUGGUUUUUAGAUACAGCAAUAAGAAGAUUGUUUUAGAAUGUAACCCAGGCUCCGAGGCAGCUUUCUAUGCGGUGCUGGGCUACAUAGGACUCCUGGCAAUAACAUGUUUAGUUCUGGCAUUUCUAGCUAGAAAGUUGCCUGAUAACUUUAAUGAGGCUAAGUUCAUCACAUUUAGUAUGCUUAUAUUCUGCGCUGUCUGGAUCACCUUCAUUCCAGUCUACAUCAGCUCUCCAGGGAAGUUCACUGUAGCUGCUGAAACAUUUGCAAUUUUGGCUUCAGCACUUGGCUUAUUAAUUUGCAUAUUUGCACCUAAAUGUUACAUUAUAUUGAUCAAACCAGAGAAAAAUACCAAGAGACAAGUCAUGGGAAAAAUCAGAACAUAAACAUGUUAUUAAUUGUAGGUUCUUAUAAUUACAAUUAAUUAAAGGUAAAACUAAUUAGAAAAUUACGACUGAGUAGAGGAGAUCUUACUAAUAUAGCUUACUAAUAUUAAUAAGAAUAAGUUAAUCCUCUAUAUGCUGAGAACAAACUAUUAUAAACUUGAGAGAAGGUUCAGGGAAACCUCAUCUAAACUUACACUGAGGUGCGAAAAUAUUUCACUCUAGAACACUGACCCAGUUUUGGAUGAGAUGCAGAAGAACUUCAGUGAUGCCUCGUUUCCUAGAAAUUCAUUGUCCCCCUUACCUAAAUAUUCAAAGGGCUGAAUGGUUGCUAAAAUGUAUUGCAUUUUUUAUGGUAAGAAACCCAGGUCUAAAUUUUCCUUUUCUUUUGUUUUCACCUGCUGAUCAUAGAAGUUCAGUGAAGAGUUAAUAACCACGGAAUAAACAUAGGCAUUCCAGAGUGGAGCACAACAGCCUGAUCAGAAAGCAGAAAGAGAGUUUACAAUUUUCUUCAUUCCUCAUACCAGAAACAAAUGGAAGGCACCGGCAGCUAAGCAGAGAGAGUAAAAAGUAGCAAAGAUUAUAUUGAUUUCAUGCUGUGAUAAAAUCAGCUUUCAGAUGUUUGUCAUUUAUUGUUCUGUCAUCUCAUUUGUUUUCCUGAGUUUCUAACUUCUGUAUGUGAGCACAAGUCUCGUUUCCACCACCUUUACCUCCAGAAACAAAAACACACCUC